Messenger RNA from Engraulis encrasicolus (European anchovy), 4093 nucleotides. It is a transcript of the gene tubgcp5, whose product is annotated as tubulin gamma complex component 5. Gene Ontology annotation, molecular function: microtubule minus-end binding; gamma-tubulin binding. Gene Ontology annotation, cellular component: centrosome; spindle pole; equatorial microtubule organizing center. Lineage: Eukaryota; Metazoa; Chordata; Actinopteri; Clupeiformes; Engraulidae. The record is from RefSeq and is a predicted model, not a curated record. Bases 477 to 3587 code for a protein of 1036 amino acids. Gene Ontology annotation, biological process: meiotic cell cycle; cytoplasmic microtubule organization; mitotic cell cycle. The transcript has 23 exons.
GGGCGGAGCGGCAGGUUCAGUUGCCGAGGGAAAACAAAUGGAUGGACGCUGGAUGUAGCAGGCUAGAUGCCGUUAUACUUUUCGAAAGAGAAGAAUUUGGACGUUUACUUCUGUUGUCAGAUAUCGUUGGCUUGCACUUUACGUUAUCACAGGUCUGAUGACACCUUUAUUUGGUAAAGGUCUGGUGCUGAAACUGUCUGACAACAUGCCAGCCAAUCGUGCUGCUGCUGCUGACAGGCACUUAGCUAACACAUGCUCAUCAUUUCAUGGUUGCUGUGUCAAUGCACGCUGCACGAAAUAAAUGAACAAAACAGCAAAUUGAUACAUUUUAGUCGAGCAUGAUUUCAACCUAUACAAUGAAGUAAACGUUUAAUACACUCAGCGUAAGGGGCUGUGUUAGCUUGCAAGUGAACAGCUACAACGUUGACAUUAGCCAGCUACUGCAUCUGUCAACAUUGAAACCUCAAGAAGAUACAAUGGCGCAUUGGACCAAAUUCGAGAAGAAUUUGGACAUAGAAACGAAAAAUCUCAUCAAGCACUUUACUGGUAUCCAAGAUGAAGAGGACCAGAACUUUCAGUUAGCUCUGAAAUUCACAACUUCAAAUUUUCGGUUCCAUCGCUUUCUUGAUGUCAACAGUCAUAAAGUUCAACAGAAAGUAAAAGGGAUCUAUGAGAAACUAAUGAUUCACUCAGAUGUGAGCAAAGCAGAGAGCUGGAUGAGAUUGACUGAUGAAUUCCUUAACUCCCCUCUCCCCAAUACAGAAGGUGUUAAGACGGAUGCCCACCAUAGUUUACUGGCCUUGCUGCUGUACCUGUCAGAUUCACCCUCAAACAACAACUUCACAGAGAGACCCAGAAUAAAAGAAACUGCUAAAGAAGACACUUUUGACUGGGGCAAAUAUUUAUUAGAAGGGGAAGAUAUCGACUCUGGCCCCUACCCAGACACUCCGGAGUGGUCUGAGGAGGAGAGCGAUGAGGAGGACAGUCAGCAGCCAUUCAGUAGAGAGGACUCUGGGAUACAGCUGGACAGGACUCCACAGGAGGACCAGGAGCAUGCGGAUAAAAAUGUUGGGGUGACGUGGACAGUAGGGGAGCCUGAUGCUCGGGCGUGGCUGGAGCAACACGUGGUGACUCCCUACUGGGUACCUCACGCUCCACGCUUCCCUCACAGCUUGCACCUGCACUCCAACCUGCUCAACGUCUGGGACCAGCAUUUGUACAACACUGACCCAUUGUACUUGCCUGAAGAGAAGGCCUUUGUCACGGAGACCCAAGUGAUACGGGAGACUUUCUGGCUGCUUUCUGGGGUGAAGAAGCUCUUCAUAUUUCAGCAUCUUGACGGCAAAGUGGUGGUCCGAAACGAUGUCGUUGUCACUCAUCUAACCAGUAACUGUCUGCGUUCAGUGCUGGAGCACAUAGCUGCGUACGGACAGGCCGUCUACAGGCUCCAGCGCUUCAUCGACGAGGUGACGGGCUACAGUACCGAGACCUGCCCCCCUGGCGGCUCAUCUUCCUCCUCGUCCUCGUCCUCCUCUUCCUCCAAAAGAGGCUCUGAUCCGCCUUUCAGGACCUACCAGGCCUUUGUGUGGGCGCUCUACAAGUACUUCACCACCUUCAAAGAGGAGCUCACCACCAUUGAAAAGGAGCUGAUUGGCAAAGAUGAGACGGUGACGUUGUCUGGCGUGCUGGAGCGCCUCAAGCCUCACCUGGCGCAGGUGAAGGUGCUGCAUCGGGUCUUCUGCACGGGGGUGGCAGAGGUGCCUCCUGGCACGCCUAACGUGGUGCGGGCAUCCCAUCUGCUCAACACCCUCUACAAAGCCAUCCUCGAGUACGACAGUGCUGGAGAGGCCUCAGAACAAGCGGUAGCCCUGCUCUUCUCUCUCUGGGUGGAGACGGUGCGGCCCUACCUGGAGAUUGUGGACGAGUGGAUUGUGCACGGCCACCUAUUUGACCCUGCUAAAGAGUUUAUCAUUCAGAGGAACAAAGACGUGCCGGUGGACCACCGUGACUUCUGGUAUGCCACCUACACCCUGUACAGCGUGUCGGAGCUGGUGGACGGCAGCGGUAGCGGGGGAGGGGGUGGUGGUGGAGGUGGAGGUGGGGGUGAGGAGCGCCUGAGCGAUGCGGCCAGCGGGAGCUCCGGAGGGGAGCAGGCCAACGGCAGCGGCGGUAGCCGGGGGCACACCAUGGUGUCCUUCCUCAAGCCCGUGCUCAAGCAGAUCAUCAUGGCCGGCAAGUCCAUGCAGCUGCUCAAGAACCUGCACUGCAAGGAGGACGAGCAGCGGGAGGGGGGCAGCAGAGAUGCGGAGCGGAAGAGCCUGUACACGCUCUUCCUGGAAUCGGUGCAGUCACGACUACGGCGGGGAGAGGAGUCGCCCCUGGAUACGGUCACCGAGCAACAGGCCACCAAGAGGAGCCUGAUCAAGAUGCAGUCAAUUGUGGCCCGACACCUGGAGCUGGAUGACAUCAACGACCCGCUCCUCGCCAUCAACUUUGCAAGGUUGUACCUGGAGCAGAGUGACUUCCACGAGAAGUUCUCUGGCGGCGACGUCAUGGUGGACCGCUCGUCUGAGUCGGUGACGUGUCAGACGUUCGAGCUGACCCUGCGGUCCUGCCUGUACCCCCACAUCGACCGCAGGUACAUCGAAUGCUGUGGCAACCUCAUGAGGACCCUGAAGAAGGAUUACAGGUUGCUGGAGUAUCUGCAGGCCAUGAGGAAUUACUUCCUGCUGGAGGCGGGAGACACCAUGUACGACUUCUACACGGCCAUCUUUGACAAGGUGUUGGAGAAGGAGAGCUGGCAGCAGCUGUCCUUCCUCAACGUGCAGCUUCAGGAGGCAGUGGGACAGCGCUACCCAGAGGACAGCAGCAGGUUGUCAAUAUAUUUGGAGACUAUUGACCCUGCCAGGAAAAAACAGCCAAUCAAUAAUCUCGAUGGCCUCACUCUGAGUUAUAAGGUUCCCUGGCCUGUGGAUAUUGUAAUCAGCUCUGAGUGCCAGAAGAUCUACAAUCAAGUCUUCCUGCUCCUUCUGCAGAUUAAAUGGGCAAAGUACUGCCUGGACACAUUGAGGUUCAGUGAUCUGACGGUCGCCGCUAAGAAGCAUGAGGGAGCGCCUCCAGAGGAGGAGCCCACUAAAGAGCCCAAGGUGCCCGUCAAGCAGCAGAUCCACCGCAUGUUCCUGCUGCGCGUCAAGCUCAUGCACUUCGUCAACACCCUGCACAACUUCAUCAUGACCAGGAUCCUGCACAGUACCGGGCUGGAGUUUCAGCACCAGGUGCAGGAAGCAAAGGACCUGGACCAGCUGAUCAAGAUCCACUACAGAUACCUGUCCACCAUUCAUGACCGCUGCCUCCUGAGAGAAAAGAUUGGCUUUGUGAAGGAGGCAAUCAUGAAAGUGCUGAAUCUGGUGCUCAUCUUCUCUGAUCGAUGGCAAGCUGGCUUUGGAGCCUGGAAGACUGAGUCCAUCAAUAAAAUGGAGUCUGACUUCAAAAGCUGCCACAUGUUCCUGGUGACCAUUCUGAACAAGGCCGUGUGCCGAGGGUCCUUCCCUCACUUGGAAGCAUUGGCACUGUCUCUCAUGGCCUGAUCUGAAGCAAAGCCACUAGUAGGUGCCUCACGACUCCCCACAAGCUGUCCUGACUAGCCUCAACCAACCUCUGUGUGUCCUUUCCAGUGCCCAUGGCCACACACACACACACACACACACACACACACACACACACACACACACACACACACACACACACACACACACACACACACACACACACACACACACACACACACACACUCAGACAGUCCUCCUGUUUACCAUGUACUUAUUGCGCCUUGUGUUUGUCGCUGCCAAAUGAUGUCUUUACAGAUGAUGUCACAACAUGUGAGACUGGUGGUGACGUUAUUCAGUCUAGCUUAGCACACAAAGACAAACGAGGCCUGUACGAGUGAGUGUCUGUCUGUAGUGGAUGAACGAAAGGUUGCGGUGCGGAUGUAUGGCAAUGUACAAAAUAAAAGUGUAAAUGUUUAGUUUGUUAUCUGCUGCUUCUCCCAUUGUUAAGAAGUCAUUGUCAUGUGUAUAAUAAAAUUAUUGUUUCC